AUGGCUUCAUCAAGCCUAACCCCAUCUACUGCUACGCUAGUCGACGACAAAGCCAAGGCCAUGAUCAACUGCUUCCUUAAGGACUUACUGUCGUACACCAACAACCCUAACCACAUGCUCCGCGGCAUUGACAUCUUUGUGCGGAAGGUAUGGGCAGAACCUCUCAACAUCUGGCGCAUGAUGGUUCCCGGCGACGUCGAGCAGACUAAACUGCCCCCAACGGACGUCCUCGAGAUAUUCGCGACAUUUCGCGAGAAUGACUCUCUGGACGACCAAGCAGCGCGGAUACCAACGAGCGAGAUGAAGCGAAUACAAGGAUUCCUGAAGGAAGGCACCCGUCGCUGGCAUCCGAAUUACAACCACAUCAUGCUUCUAGCACUGCUGAGCCGCGAGCAGAGGCCUUAUACUGGGCUUUCCUCAGGCGUGUUAAGGUUGACAGAAGACAAGUUGAAGAACUUCAAUUGGUAUGAAAUGCGUUGGAGAUGGGAACCGCAUAUACAGCGGCUCAAAGACCAAGGUCGCAAUAUUGACGAUGAAUUUUACGAGGCCUUCUACGACGGCGGUAGGGAUUGGCCUGCAGACAAGCUUGAGUUGGUCGUGCUUACCAAUUGCUUCUGGCAACUUAUAUGGCAAGGUGUCGAUUGGGAUCUUGACGGGUCUAUCAUACCGCCUGCUACCUUCUUGAUGAUGGGCAUACAGGACGAGAUGCACAGUGUCCGUGGUUUGGAAGAGAUGCGAAAACCGGGAGCAGAAGAGCGCCUGAGAGAUCUGAGGCGUGACUUUACCUUGAUAUUGCACCUAUUAUCGAGGCCGUUGAGGAAACUUCGGGAUGAUCUGGCCGUCUUAACUCGAGGCGAGCUUCAAAGAGUCCGAAUCAUCGACAAAUACUCUUUCGCCGAGGCGCACGUUGAGGAGGCGAACAUUCUAGAGAUGGUUACUUCGCCGACAAUGGCUGCACUCGGCGACUGCAACAUAUGUCUCGCAGCACACCACGCUGCCGACUGGGUCAAGACAAACAACUGCUCGCACAUUUUCGGACGCGAAUGCCUGGAAACUUGGUUUGAGUUACGAAACACUUGCCCGAUGUGUCGGAAGGUCUUCUUCGUGCCCGCAGACCAGUUACGGCGCGAGAGCCUCCAUGCGCCCAGACACGAUAGUUCGCUGAUCAGACCGAUGCUGGCAUUUUUGGCCAUGUGUCGUACGUUUAGCGAUUUGCGCUCGCUCAUCAAUGAAGUAUUCCAACACAGAGAAGUAGAGAGCCAAUACCGCUUCCUCGGCGCCCUCGAUGCACUCAUCACCAUCUGCGGAACAUUUGGCAAUAUUAUGGCUGUUUCCCCGGAGCUUCGCGGGCACAUGGGGGAACUCGGACUAUUCCGUAUCCAUCUUCCAGGAUGGGAGUGGCCCAUACUUGGAGUUGGUCAUGGGUAG
Molecule: messenger RNA, 1428 nt
Organism: Mytilinidion resinicola
Lineage: Eukaryota; Fungi; Ascomycota; Dothideomycetes; Mytilinidiales; Mytilinidiaceae
Exons: 1
Coding region: 1-1428 (475 amino acids)
Biological process (GO): protein ubiquitination
Molecular function (GO): ubiquitin protein ligase activity
Source: RefSeq, a predicted model, not a curated record